Ostrea edulis (European flat oyster) is the source of this 2432-nucleotide messenger RNA. Its product is annotated as putative nuclease HARBI1. The record is from RefSeq and is a predicted model, not a curated record. NCBI's taxonomy places the organism in Eukaryota, Metazoa, Mollusca, Bivalvia, Ostreida, Ostreidae. The transcript is spliced from 3 exons. Bases 1318 to 1827 code for a protein of 169 amino acids.
UAUAAUCUGAAAAUGGAAGUAGCGUUAGAUGCGCUGCCAUGAUAUUCAUAACUUUAGUGAAUUAUAUGCAUCAAUCCUAAGAGCCAAAUACAAUGCAUACGAUUAAACAAAUAUCCAAAACAACACUACAUCCAUAAAAACAUCCCAAAGAAUGCUUACCCGCUGUAAAUUCACAAAAUUCUUCUCAGAGUGAGUCUUCCAGUGUUGAUAUCGCAUUGAUAAGAAGAGCUCCACCGUAAGGGCGAUAACUGCACAAUGUUAUUUUGAAAGGUGGCGGAUCCAACUAAACAAAUAGUCUUUUGAAUUGGUUUAAAUGAAUAAAUUGCCAUAACUGACUAUGAAAUAUUUUUUGAAACCCUUAGGACAUGACACAUACUAAUACAUUCGUAUCAUACAUAUAUAUGAAAUAUAUACACUGUAAUCUAUGAUUUAUUUAUUACACAUGAAUUUGACAUGGGCACCUUAGCCUGAAAGUACAUUUAUUGAAAAGUUAUAGUUUUCAUUGUUUAAUCUAACAACAUAGCCAGACAAGACACCCCCCACCCCCCCUCAAAGAGGUUAUUGAAUUUUCAAAUUGUGUCUGUCAUUAUAAUUGUCAUUUGAUAAAAAUUCAUUUCAAACAAUUGCAGCAUCGUUUUUCAAAGUUAUAUGAAUUAACUGGCAGCCACCAUAUGAAUAAAGUGCCGGCCGCCAGUUAAUUAUAGGAUUAAACAUUCUUUUUGAAGAAUUUAUCGAUGUGUAAACUCCGGACAUUUUACUCACAAACUGAAUAAAAGUGCGAAUGUUUGAUUCUUAUAAUUCCAAUUCAUUCACUUUAUUUACAAUUGCAAAAAAUUUGAAUAGUUUCCCCGCACUAUGUUAUUUGUUUUCAGGCGUGUAUGAAUACAUCGCGUUUUCGGAUUUAUUGAUGUAUAAACUCUUGUUCAGUUUUAUUUUUGUCCAAUCAAAACAAUUGUAAUAAAUAACAUUGGAAUUAUAUGAAUAUUAAUUCUAUACCCUGGCACCUAUCGCUUCCGUACAUUUUAACUAAUUUAUUUGCAUAAAUCAAUUCAUAUAUAUUAAGUUUUUUUCCCUCAAAUGUCUUUUGUAAAGAAUAAAUAGCCAUUGUCAUUUAUGAAAAUAAUUCAAAUUACAAGAUAUCAAUAACUGUUUCAUAUAAGAAAUGAACUUAUAUUCAUAAAUUUAUAAUAUACACAUUUUCUAGGAUUCCCUAAAGUUCUGGGUUGUGUUGAUGGGACACAAAUUAAAAUCUGUACACCAACUGAGAAUGAGGCUGACUAUGUCAACAGGAAAGGGUUCCACAGCCUUAAUGUUCAGAUGGUGUGUGAUCCCAAUUUCAGGGUAACUUCACUUUGUGCCAGAUGGCCAGGUUCUUGCCACGAUUCCAGAAUAUGGAGAACAUCAUCCCUCUGUCAGCAGUUUGAAAAUGGUAUUCAUGAUGGCCUGUUACUGGGUGACUCUGGCUAUCCCCUCACCAGAUACCUCAUGACCCCUUACUUGACACCACGUACACCUGCUGAGGAGAGGUUUAAUGCGAGUUUAUGCCGUACACGGGUUCUAAUAGAACAGACAUUUGGAAUCAUGAAGAGGAAGUUCCAAGCCCUUCAUUUUGGUCUAAGGACAUCACCAGAGCAGGCAAUAGUGUACAUCACAGCAUCUUGUAUUCUACACAACAUAGCCAUAGACAGACAGGACACUAGGAUCAGUGACGACUGCAUAACUAUCAAUAUUAGAGACUGCCAAGCACAGGUAGUACAGGGCCCAGCUGCACCCACCAGGAAUGAUGGUAUUCUGAAGCGAGCUACCAUCACCAAUGGAUUUUUUUAAUUACAGAUGUAUUUCAGUAGAUUAAGUAUCAUAAAGGACUAUUCAAACUGUUUGAAAUUUAGAAAUAUAACUUUAUUCUCCUUCAUAACACAUCAUCUGUUUUUCUCACUCAAAAACAACAACUCUCUCUGUCUCCCACUGUUUUUUCUCAUUCUGUCUCUCUCCCUCUCAUUAGCUUCCUCUCUCUCUCUCUCUCUCUCUCUCUCUCUCUCUCUCAGUUAAUCUUUCAAUUUGAAUUUACUUCUCACAUCUCCAUCUCCAGAAAACUGGGAUAGUUUGCUUGGAUUUCAAAAACUAAUUUCUGUUUUUUCAUCUGAAGGACUUCCUUCUGCAAGGUUAAAACUUCUCGUUUCUCCUUCACUUUUAAUAUCUCCUCUUCCAACCUUUUGUUAUCCAGACUUAAGUUCCUUUCCUCUAAUUCCUCCAGUAUUUUUCUCUUGGAAUCAGUUACUACAAUGUUUGAAUAUCAAUUAUUAUCAUAGAUACUAAUAUCAACUGGACAUACAUGUAUCAUGUGAUUAAAUGAGUACUUUGUUAAUAUCCACUAGGAAUAACUUGAUGAAAAUUAAUCGUGGUGGUUGAAAUAAACAUGUGAAUAAAACAAA